GAAGGCGGGGGGUGACCUGCGAGGACGCGCCUCUCUCCUCUCUUUCUGCGCUGCUGCUCCGUGCGCGUUCCCGAGACGGAGGCAGGCUUUCGGGGAGCUGUGAGAGCAGACGAGCGGCUGCGGGGGAGAGAGAAAGAUGGAGGUGAGGGUCGGGGAGAGACUCCUGUGGCUGGCCGUGCUGUCCACUGUCCUCUGCGUGGAUUCGGUCUUCGGAAAAUACGUCAAAGGCAUCGUCAACACCAAAGAGGACUGGGUUUUCCUCACACGUUUCUGCUUUCUCACAGAGUUUGGUCGGCUGGAUUUUAAAUUUCGCUACCCAAAGUCGCGCUGCUGUCAGAACAUUCUGCUCUACUUUGAUGACAGCUCUCAGUGGCCAGCUGUGUACAAGAAGCCAGAGAAGAACUGCUAUGAGAAGGAAGCAGUGCUGAGGCCUGAAAACAACCAGGUCAUCAAUCUCACUACCCGCUACACCUGGUCAGGAUGUGCGGUCGAGGACGACACCAACGAGGAGGUUCUGAGCUGCGUGGGUGGUCGCAGUUUCCGCUCAGUGAGAGAGAGGUGGUGGUACAUUGCUCUCAGCAAGUGUGGGGGCGAUGGCUUGCAGCUGGAGUACGAGAUGAAGCUGACCAACGGCCAGUCUUUCUGGACGCAGCAUUUUUCUGCAGAUGAGUUCGGAAUUUUGGAGACAGACAUCACGUUUCUGGUCAUCUUCACGUUAGUGUUCCUCCUCUCCUGCUACUUUGCAUACAAUCUGAAGGGGAGACAGCUUCUUCACACAACCUACAAAAUGUUUAUGACGGCAGCAGGUGUGGAGGUGCUCAGCCUAAUGUUCCAUUGUGUCUACUGGGGCCUGUAUGCCAGGGAUGGAGUUGGCAACGGCAGCCUGAAGAUACUCGGGAAAUUACUGUUCUCCGUCAGUUUCUUGGUGUUCCUUCUGAUGCUCAUACUGUUGGGUAAAGGUUUCACCGUCACCAGGGCGAGGAUCAGCCACAGUGGCUCUGUUAAGCUGAGCAUCUACAUGACAGUCUACACAAUCACCUAUGUUAUCCUCUUCAUCUAUGAAGCAGAGUUCUUUGACCCAGGUGAGGUGCUUUACGCCUAUGACAGCCCCGCAGGCUACGGCCUGAUGGGCCUGCAGCUGGUCGCUUACGUGUGGUUCUGCUACGCCGUGCUGGUCUCGCUGAAACACUAUCCUGAAAAACAGCCCUUUUACGUCCCUUUCUUCACCACAUACACUCUAUGGUUUUUCGCUGUGCCUGUGAUGGCUCUGAUCGCCAACUUCGGGAUUCCUCGAUGGGCUCGGGAGAAGAUUGUGAACGGCAUUCAGCUCGGCAUCCACCUCUACGCUCACAUCGUUUUCCUUGUCAUUACAAGACCAUCAGCAGCCAACAAGAACUUCCCGUAUCAUGUUCGGACCUCCCAGAUUGGGAUCUUGCAGUCCAGCCCCAAAGGAGGCGAGGGAGGGGAAAGUUUUCCCCACCAUGCCUACGGGAACAGCUCCUUCCUCGGAGAUUCUCAACCCAACUUCACCGAACUCUUCUCCAUCCAAUCAGAUCCGGUGAAGACCGUGGAAGAGACAGUUGCUCGUAAAGGACCCGAUGUGCCGAGGAACAGUGAACAAAAGAUUAUUACCACUGCUGCAGACUUGACCAUGAUAUUGCCCCCACCUCCACCUCCGAUACCCCCACGCCUCGCCUCCCGCUCUCCCCCAAUGCCCCCUCGACUUCCAUCCUUCACAGAGUACUUCAGCAUGCAAAGCGGCGGUGGAGGAGGCUUUGGGACGAAGGCAUGAAGUGGAUGAGAAAGCGGCAAAGACUGUGGCAGAAAGGAUGAAGGCUACAGACAGAAUUUACAAAGCUGGUGGGAGAGGAAAGGGUCAUCCUAAAUAACAGAAGAAUUAUAGAUGAAGGGACAUACAUGAGAAGUCAUCACAAAAGUAAAUCCCUAAAUGGUCCUUUUAACUUGGAAAUGGAAAUGACCUGUAUGGAGAAGCUAGGGGGGAUGGCUAAGAGGCAAAUGCUGAGGAUGUAAAAGAAUAAAGAAGCAAUAAAUAUUUGAUGCUGACCAGUUGAAGGCACAUGGGAGAGAGAUGACAAAGUGGAUGUAGCCAGAGCAAUAGAAUGAUAGCUGUGCACAAUGUGGAAAUGAACAAAAUUCUUGAAAUACUUUUAUUCAAAAAUUCAUGAGGAUUUGAUGGUGUGCCUGGAGGAGUUUGUAAAUAGCUAAAACUGUUGAGAGCAACAAUUAUGUAUAGUUUUAUUUCAAAAUACGAGAUUAAUUCAUGUUUUCUUUCCCCUGAACAUGACAUUCCAGUUGGUGCUUCGACCACAGAGAAAUCCCAUGCCAUUAUGUUUAAAAUUCAUUAAAAAAAAUAAAAAUAAGCUUUUUUAUGUUUAAGACAUUUUUGAUAAAAACUUAGAUAUAUUUAUGGUAUAUGGAGUUUGUUGUGUUUAUUUAUAUUCUUACUGUAUAAGCCUUCAUUGGAGCUGGUUUUUCUGGAUCAAUAUACUGAUGUGUAACUGUAAAUUGUCACAUUUAGUCUGGGCACCCCGAAGUACAGUACUCGUAAAACAUGCAUGUUUGUGUUGUAUUUUCUGUCCGAAAAGCAGAUAUAUGUGCUCUGUGUGACCAUAGAAUAUUCGCUUAUUGUGUGUGUUGAAAUCCACACUUCUGUAAAUACAUACAAUAGGCUGCAAAAUGUUUGUUUUUUUUAACUGUAAAACCUUUGUUAAUUGCUAUUCAAAUCAAAGCUGUCUUGCAGUAUUUUUAACCUAAAAGUAGAAGUAGGCAUGGGCUGGUAUGAUAUUCUGAGUUCUGGUAACUUUAAGAUAAAAACCACAGUUUCACAACAUAUUUUGAAAUGUUUAAACUUAAUAUUUAAAAUUAGACCGCCUGCAAUCAGAGAUUCAUGGAUCAUUUCUGAUUUUGUAAACAUCCAACAUGCUGUUAAUAACUUUUAGCAUAUUCCAAAUUUUCUGAAUAAUUGCAACAGUAUUAAAAAUGUACUUGUUUUUGCAAUUUUGCAAUGAUCGGGUAUGUAGAGUAAGGAGGUAAUGUUUCUGUGUUACUUUUAAAACUAAAACAUAAUUUCUGAGCUGAUAUUUUGAGAGAUCUUUAGUCACCUUUAUUAAUAUUUAGCAUGGUUAGGAUUGGUAACCAUUAACAACUGAAAACACUGAUUGUACUCUCCAAUUUGUAGCUUUGCAAUUUCACACGCCAAUGUCAUAACCAUCUACCAAACAAUUGCAUCUUUUUCUUUAGGUUGUUAAAUAACUUUGUAGCUUUGAUAAUUUGUGGAGAUGAAUGGUUAUAAAAAGAUGUGAAAUAUCAGUUCUUAAACGUCCUUACCAAAGAGUGUUGUUACACCACUGGUCAGCAAAAGAUAAUUUUUUUCUCAGACUGUUCAAUAAUCUCAGCCGGUUGAGCUGAAAAUCAUCCGUGUCUGCUCAUCAGACGACUUGUCUGUUCAUGUCUAUUUAAAACAUUUUCUAAUUGUUUUCAUUUUAAAAACUGAUCUAAAACUGCGUUUACCACUGAUGCUAGACAACCUAAUGCACUACUUCUCAUAGCUCUGAUAGCAUAUUUCUUUUAAAAUUAUCUUAUGCAUAUAAAGAGGGUGAAUAGUUUAUCAAUAACAUUGACAAUGUGAAGUAUUAUUAAUAAGUGACUAUUUAACCUUGUUAAAAUCUUGAACAAAUUGACAUAAGUUAGUUACAGUGUUGUUCAGCACAUCCUUUCUUCGGUUUGUCAAUUAGAGCAGCUUAAAUAUACAUAAUGGAUUUGAUGAUGGUACUUUUCAUAAUAAUAAUAAAGCCAAAUACCUGCCCAUGCCUAGUAAAAUAUUAUUUAUACUGGGCUGUUUUUAGUUAGUUUCACUGGAGUGCAGAAUAUCCCUGAUUUUAACUGUCAUGUCUGUGUUUGUGGAUGUUGGUGAAUAUACUGAUGCAAUACAGCACAAGGACGGGGGUGAUGCUGAAGUUAGUCACAAUUCACAAGUCACAAUUUCAACUUUAUUCGGUUAAUUCUUCUUGUAAAGACUUCCAUCAAAAUGGGAAUUCCGUGAUUUUAAAAACAGCGAUGCCUUUGCAUGUUUUGGUACUUGGAUUUCCAAAAAACAAACAAAACAAAUAUCAGGAAUGACUAACAUUAAGUGAUUUGAUUUUAAUAUUAAGACAGCAUAUUAAAUUGAAAUACAAGCCGUUUUUUGUCUUGCGUAAUAAAAAAGUGGUUGAGCAGAAAUUUAACUUUAAUUUUAUAUGAUUCAUAUUAAAAUUCUAAGAUAUUCAAAAUUGACCAGUUUACUUUGCACUCCUAGUCAACCAACCAAUUCUGUGAUGGUUGCAUGUUGUGAUACUUGGAGGUUCUGGUCCUUCUGUCCGCUUCAAACAUAUCUUAUGUAUAUAUUUUUACUAUUUGGACAAGAACAUGUCAAAUCUUCUUUAAUUUGUGACAUAAUAUCUUCUGUUUUUCUUUGCUGAUUAUUUAAAUUAUUUUAACGUAGAGGAGGACAUUUAAACGCCUGCUCAUCUGGUUUUAACUACAAAACAAUAGAAGGUUGUAUUUCACUUUUAUAUGUUUUAUUUUAAAACUAAAAUCAAAUAACCUCGUGUUUUUUGUUGCUGUUGUUUUCAAUUCUUGGUUUCAUACCCAAAUACCAAAACAAGCAUAAACCCAACAGGCUGUUUCUCUCUUCAGUGUUUUAAAGAAGGAACUUUAUUCUCACCCCUGUCUUGUAUCAGAACCAUAAAUCAUUACAUUUGUUGGCUUUUUACACCUUAAUGAUUAAGCUGUACAAAAAGCUGAACAUAUUCAUAAAUUUUUUAUCCCCUUAUAUUGGGGGGGAAAAAAGUCUUGUAGAAGAAGCAGUGAAAGCAGCAACAUAACUGUACAUUUUGUCUGUCCUGCAUGGAGCACUUUAAUGUUCCUGGUCUUGGUCUGUUUAUUUGUGCGGAUCCAUCUUAUUGGACUGCUUUAAAAACCUGUAUUCACACUUCAUGGAGAAUUAUUCCUACCUGUAAAUACGGACUGAAACAGUUUUUCAGACAUUUUUGGGAAUAAUUCGUGCUUUGUUGGAAACAAAUUCGGUGGUUUUAUCUUGAAUUAGAGAAACUGUUGUGCUCAGCUUCGAGCCGUCAGAUUAAUCAGUGGCUAACUUGUUGUCAUGGAGUACCAAUGUUAGGACUGUGGUGUGUAACCUGUAGGAGUGUUUCCAGAAGUGUAACUUUGUGAAACUGACAGAAACUUGAAUUAGAAUACUAAUUGUUGCUUCUGAAUAUGUCUGGUUUGUAUUUGGCAUGUCUGCCACUUUGUCUGCUGUUGCCAUGACUUGACUGAACAGACACAGAGAGACGGGGAGAGGCGUACUGAUGUCGGAACAUUGCUUAAGCUUCGACAAUGCUCACGUUUGAUUUGUCAUAAAGUGUUGUGAAGAAAGAACUUGAAGAAGAGAUUUAUGUGUGCAUGACGAAGAACAGCACAGCUUAUAGGCUACUCAGAGCAAUCUGGUUAAGAGCACAUCACAAAAGCACCAUUCAGAUGCAUUUUAAUGGUGUCAAAUAAUAUUAAUUAUAAAGAUGCUGUACAUAUAUCCUUUUUCUCAAAAUAACUAAUUAAAAUAUGGUUUUAUUUAAA
This is a messenger RNA of Xiphophorus hellerii (green swordtail), 5631 nucleotides long. RefSeq names its product transmembrane protein 145 (gene tmem145). NCBI's taxonomy places the organism in Eukaryota, Metazoa, Chordata, Actinopteri, Cyprinodontiformes, Poeciliidae. The record is from RefSeq and is a predicted model, not a curated record. Bases 137 to 1792 code for a protein of 551 amino acids. Gene Ontology annotation, biological process: G protein-coupled receptor signaling pathway; response to pheromone. The transcript has 15 exons.